Messenger RNA from Trichomonas vaginalis G3, 758 nucleotides. RefSeq names its product organellar and viral DNA polymerase type B. Gene Ontology annotation, biological process: DNA replication. The record is from RefSeq and is a predicted model, not a curated record. Gene Ontology annotation, molecular function: DNA binding; DNA-directed DNA polymerase activity; nucleotide binding. The transcript has a single exon. NCBI's taxonomy places the organism in Eukaryota, Parabasalia, Trichomonadida, Trichomonadidae. The annotation marks the transcript as partial.
AUGACAGAAGUGAAAGGAACUCCCAUCAUUAAAGGUUCACGAACAAUGCAAAUAACUGGCUUAUAUAAAGGAAGGGCAAUUAUUAUAAAAGACUCUUACAGUGUUAUAAAUAAGAAGCUUAAACUAUUUCCUGCUAUGUUUAACUUACAAACAGGACCGAAAGAAGUAUUUCCAUAUAACUACUACAGCAGUGUUUUGUUAGCAAAUGACAACAGAACUGGUGUCAUUUCUGAAGCAUGUAAGUUUAUCCGGGAUGCAGAUACAUUCAUGAAAAACAUAGAUUCCAUCAAAGGUUGCAGAAUAGAUGAAAACCACUUCGACUUAGAAAAGUAUAGUACAUUUUAUUCCAAACAAGAUGUAAGAAUUUUAAGAGAAGGUUUUGUUAAGUUCCGCAAUGACAUAUUGAAAGAAUUUGAUUUAAACGUUUAUGACUACGUUAGUAUUUGUUCAAUUGCUAACAAAUUAUUUGAGAACAGAGUGUACUUCCCGAAUGGAAAUUUAUAUGACCUCUCAAAUAAACCAAGAGAAUUUAUUUCGAGAUGCAUUCAAGGUGGAAGAUGUAUGUUGUCAGAUAACAUUAAACAAAAGAGUAAAGAGAAACUCAUUGCUGAUUUCGACGCUGUUUCAUUAUAUCCAUCCGCUAUAGCAAGACUUUAUACUUUAGAAGGUAUUCCAAAGGUUAUGAAGAAAGAAAUGUUAAGCACAGAGUAUCUCAUGAGACAUUUAUUCGAUGACGACCAAAAGGAACCCAUUGGUGA